Molecule: messenger RNA, 2562 nt
Organism: Formica exsecta
Lineage: Eukaryota; Metazoa; Arthropoda; Insecta; Hymenoptera; Formicidae
Product: ATP-dependent DNA helicase pif1-like
Exons: 2
Biological process (GO): DNA repair; telomere maintenance
Molecular function (GO): DNA helicase activity
Source: RefSeq, a predicted model, not a curated record
AUGGAUAUUCAAUUCGUAGGUGAAAAAUCUACGUUAUUAACUUGGUAUACUACGAAAUAUGUUUCCAAAGCAGAAAAGAGUAAUAAAGCAGAAGAUACAUCUGAAAAGAUAAAUUCAGCAAAAUCGUUGAGAAGUUGUCUUUGGAAUAUUGGAAUGCGUAUGUUGAAUCAUAGAGAAUGUGGAGCUCUCGAAGCUGCUGACACUUUAUUAGGAAUACCAUUAUAUGGUACUGACAAAGAAACGACUAUAAGAUGGUUAGAUGUAAAUAUGAUUAGAAGUAGACGACUUAAAUCUCGCAAAAAGAUUGAAAUGCUUUUUUCUGAAUCUAUGGAUAUUUUUUGUCCUUCUCUAAUUGAUACAUAUUAUCCAAGCAGACCUAAAGAACUAGAAUCUACUAAUUUGUAUGAUUAUGCAAAAUGGUAUGAUAUUACGAAAACUAAACCAAUUUCUAAGACGAUAAAGUAUUACGUGCUUGGUGAAUCUUUAUAUUUAAAGAAACGUAAACAUGGAUAUCUUAUCAAUCAUUACAAAUAUAAUGUUCAUACUCAACCAGAGCGUUACUAUUUUUCAUUAUUGUUAUUAUUUCAAUCUUGGAGAGAUAUUAGUGAAUUAAAGAAUGAAUGUGAUAAUUAUGCAGAAGCAUUUUCUUUAAUACAAUAUAAAUUGAAAGAUGCUCUUCAGUAUCAUGAAAAAAUAACCGACAUUCAGCAAGGUGGUACUGGAAAGAGUUUUUUGAUAAAAACUAUUAGAUGUUGGAUUAAAAAAUAUAUUGAAAAAGACACAGCGGUAACUGCACCAACCGGUAUAGCAGCUUUUAAUAUUGAUGGACUUACUAUUCAUAGAUUAUUUCAAUUACCGGUAGAACAUGGUCGUACUGCCAAAUAUACACAACUUUCUGAUGUAGUUCUUAAAAUUAUACUAUACGAGAGUAAGAAUGUUGUUUUAAUAAUUAUCGAUGAAGUUUCAAUGAUUUCAAAUAUCACUUUAAUGUACAUACAUCUUCGAUUAAAUUAACUAUUUAAUACCAUGGAUUGCGAUAAUGGAUGGUUCGGCAAAAAACAUAUACUUCUUUUUGGAGAUUUAUUGCAACUUCCACCUGUGCAUGAAGAUCCGCCUUUUAUUGAAUUAUCAAAAUUAAAAAUUGAGAAAUACAUUGGUGCAAUGGGUUCUAUAAAUUUAUGGUCUUUAUUUAGUUAUGAUGAAUUACAAAUUAAUGUACGACAACAAGGUGAUAAUUCUUAUCGAGAUAUAUUAACGAGAAUUCGAAUUGGAACAAUUACAGAUUCGGACGUAACUAUUUUAGAAACGAGGAAAAUCAAUUUUAGAGAAACUAAUUGUGACGACCGAUUACAAGAAUUAUGUAAUUAUUUACAAAAUUUACCAAUGGAUACUGUUUGCUUACUUCCAACUUGUGCAUUAUGUGAUAUUUUGAAUACUGCAAUGUUAAAUCGUAUUUCUUCGGAUAAGAUAGAACUCGUUGCUCAAGAUCUGGCAGAAUGUGCACCAUAUUUAAAGAAAAAAGUUAUGAAGAUAUUAAAUAAAGAUGAUGAAGAUAGUUCUCGAACAGCUGGAUUAGCAAGAAUCAUAACUGUCAAAUUAGGAGCUCGUGUAAUGGUUAGAAGAAAUAUCGAUGUUAGUUUAGGUCUUGUAAAUGGUACGAUUGGUACAAUUACAUCAAUUAUACGUAGCGCAAUUGAUAAUGAAGUAGAAAUGAUUAAGAUAAUAGUGUCAUCAGGAAUAGAGCAUAUUAUAGAACGUUUAAAUGUCAAGUUUGAAGUAAUGGAUAGAGCAUUUGUUAUAAGAAAACAAUUUCCUAUAUGUCUAAGUUAUGGUAUGACUAUUCAUAAAAGUCAAGGUCUGAGUUUAAAACAUGCUGUUGUGGAAGCUGGAAAUUUUAUAUUCAGUUGUGGACAAGUAUAUGUCGCUCUUUCACGAGUGACUACCCUGAGUGGAUUGCACCUUAUAAAUUUUGAUCCCUCUUCUGUAAAAGCAAAUGAGUUAGCUAUAAUAGAAUAUAAUAGAUUGCGAACACAAUACAGGCCAGAUCUUAUACAUAUUAAUAUUUUGAAACAACGUGUUCACAAGAUUCGUGAUACAAUUUGGGCAAUAUCAUCAAAAAAUAUCUUGGAAUGUCAAGUUAAUGAUAAGGAUAUUAAUGAUUCUACUUUAUGACAUAUAAGAGAACUUCCAAAUGUUGAUAAUAUACCUUGCUAUGCUAAUGUUUCAAUUCAAUGUAUACUUCGUUCUUCUAUUCUCUGAAAAUUGUUGCUUCGUCUUGAGCACAGGAAUAUUAUAAGAAAAUUUAUUAAUUGUUACAUGUCAAACAAUGAAACUAUUAAUAUAAUGGCAAUACGCCAAUUGGCAGGAGAUCAAUAUCUUGAAAAGAUUCAACGAGAUGUUAGUGAGUUUAUUAUACAUCUUAUUAAUAACAUAGAUAAUAUAAAGAGUGUAAUCGAGCACCAAUUAAACAUAACUUUACGAUGUAAGGUAUGCAACUAUACAAACACAAAAAUUUAUACAAAUUAUAUAUUAUUGCUCCAAUUACCCGAAAAUUUAAAAAAA